GGAGACGAAGAAAGUGGAGGGUGGCGAGAGGGAGGAGACAAGCCUGAGAGGAAAGGGAAAAAAAUCUCAGCUGAAUUCUUCUCCAGUUUACCUCUCUCUGCUCAGCCGCGCCAGCCUCUGACAGCAGCGCGCAGAGGAGGAGAAACAGAGACGCGAGAGAGGGAGCCGGAGACACACAGCUCUGUCCUCCUCAACUCGCCCACACACCGUCAGAAAAUAAAGGGAUGUUUUGUGUAUUGGGUGGGGGGGAGAGAUUUCGGUAAAAGCCCGGGAGAUGCACUGAUGCCCUGAUGUGGGGAGAAGAGAAACCGAUUAAAUAGAAAAACCAAAAAGAAGACAUAAGGCAAACGGGAGGACAGGAGGAUCCGAGGAUGCUGUAGUAUUCUGCCUCUUCUCACGAUGUGCUCCUGAAAGGAGGACAUCCCAUCUCCAUCCUCCAUGACUUCAAGAUGUAAAACAUCUGGCCAGAGAACAAACGACAGUUAAACUGACCAGCAGGAGGAGAAGGCAACACGACCUACCAGUGAAGAAUUAGGCACACACCCCAUGUGUGGUCAGCGGAUUACUGUAAGAAUACAUUUGCAGGAUUUACACAACAUCCCAAAGAAGUUAUUCUUUCAAUGAACAACAGCCUGUUGAUUGUGGCUUAGUCUCUGGCUUUGAUGUGUAACACACCUGUGCUCAGAAUAAGAAAAUUAGAAAACAAAAGCUGGAACAAAAGCACUGCAUUACAAUGGUCUGUUUUCCAAAAGAGUUUUUAAGAUGAAAAAGGUUUUGUUCACCAUGAGAGCAGUAAGCAAUCUGCUGCAACCAAAUCAGCUUUUGUCUUCUUUGGAGAAAGUGACCUGCUGAAUCCAGCUAACAGAUAAGUUCUAAGAAACUCUAUCCUAAUGGGAAACAUUUAUGUCUGCUCUUCUUUAAAAGAACUAAACGAAAACAAAAACGCUCUGCAUCAAUUCUCCCAUUAAACUGAACCUUAGAGAAAAAAUAACACCCAGUUUCUUUUCCGCAUUGGGAAUUUGUGAAUUUAAAAUUUCAAGCACACAAAAAAGCCUGACUUAUUUUUUUGGUCCUGCUGUAAUUUGUCGGAUUUUUCAUUAAAAAUGAAAUACAAUACUCUGGUACUUCUGCAAGCCCAGCUCAUCCUGAGUAUAGCCAGUGCUCUGGUUAUUCAUUCUGUGCCCUGGAAGGUACCCUGCCCGAAACAGUGUGUCUGCCAGAUCAAGCCCUGGUAUUCACCCCGCUCUGUGUACAGGGAAGCCCCCACAGUGGACUGCAAUGACCUCUUGCUUUCGCAGCUCCCUGCUUCCCUGCCAGUGGAGACCCAGACCCUUCGUCUGCAGAGCAACCUCAUCAGUACUCUUGACCAGAGUGAACUACAAGGCCUGGCAAACCUGACCGAGCUGGACCUCUCACAGAACAGCUUCAGCAGUACCCGGCACCUACGGAUAUCAGACAUGCCAAGGCUCCUGAGCCUACAUUUAGAGGAGAAUCAGCUCAGACACCUCCCUGACUCCGCGUUUUCUGGUUUCCCUGGCUUGCAGGAGCUGUACCUGAACCAUAACCGAUUAAGGAACAUCUCUCCAGGGGCUUUUAAUGGCUUGGACAACCUCCUGCGCCUUCACCUCAACUCAAACCGACUUGGAGUAAUUGACCGUCGAUGGUUCCAUGCUUUACCACAACUAGAAGUCUUGAUGAUUGGAGGGAACCCAGUAGAAACCAUCCAAGAUCUCAACUUUAAGCCAUUAGUCUCUUUACGUAGUCUGGUCUUAGCUGGGAUGGGCUUACGUGAACUGUCAGAGAGGGCCCUGGAAGGACUAUCCAGCCUAGAGAGCAUCUCCUUCUAUGACAACCACUUGACCAAAGUACCAAAGGAAGCCCUUCAAAAGGUGCCAGGUUUAAAGUUCCUGGACCUCAAUAAGAACCCAAUCGAACUCGUCCAACCAGGGGACUUCAGAGACAUGCUUCACCUGAAGGAGUUAGGACUGAACAACAUGGACCAACUAGUUUCCAUAGAGCGCUCUGCCCUGGAGAACCUGCCAGAGUUGACCAAGCUUGAAAUUACUAACAACCCUCGUCUCUCUUACAUCCAUCCUCAGGCAUUCCAGCACCUCUCCAGCAUGGAGAGCCUGAUGCUCAACAGCAACGCCUUAAGUGCGUUGCAUCGAGAGACGGUUCGUUCCCUACCGGGCCUUCAGGAGAUCAGCUUGCACACCAAUCCCAUCCGCUGUGACUGUCUCAUUCGCUGGGUGGGGGCUGAAGAUGACAAACCUGUUCGGUUUAUCGAACCCCAAUCCACGUUCUGCUCCGAGCCGCCAGAGCUCAAGGCCAGGAGGGUAAAAGAAGUCUCUUUUAGAGAGAUGGCAGACAGCUGUCUGCCUCUGAUUGCCCCAGGGACAUUCCCAUCUCAUGUACGCAUCAGACAUGGCGAAAAUCUGGCACUACACUGCCGGGCAUUAGCAGAACCAGAACCGAGCAUUUAUUGGGUCACACCAACAGGCCAGAAGCUCUCUCCUUCCACAAGUUCUGGGCGAUACCAGGUCCUUCCUGAGGGUACUUUGGAGAUUUUUGGGAUCACCCUGGAAGAAGCGGGGUUUUACACUUGUGUGGCAGAGAAUCUGGUUGGUGCAGACACUCGCAGUGUGACAGUAAGGGUUGACGGGGUGGGGAAUGCUGUUAUGAUAAGCACCAGGAGGACCAAUGAUAGCCUGGAGCUGAAGGAAGUGAAGGAGCGCUAUGCCCUCUUGUCUUGGGCGGCCAGCCAAAACGUGCCCUCCGCCCGGCUUUCCUGGUUAGCCAAUGGAAGCCUGGAAGAUCUGCACCAGCACAGCAAGCGUAUCCUAGCAGGAACCAGAGGAUUCAACUUGACCCGCCUGCAACCAGGUACCCAGUACAAGGUGUGUCUGCACCUGGGCUCCAAUGAUACCACCUGCAUUCAGUUCAGGACUAAAGAGAUCACGACCCUUGCAUCGUCGCCUGACCUCACCCCAGCAGCUAUCCUGGCAGCCUCUGCUUUGCUUCUCCUGCUUGCAGCUAAAGCCUGUCAAGGUGGCGGCUCAUCCAGUUGGCGAGAGCGGGACCAAGGGACUGAGAAACCAGAAGUCUCUCCUUCGCUCCCAAACAGGGAGCACCUCGUGGUCCCAGAGCCACAGCUGCAGUCCUCAGCCAAGGACAGCACUGACAACAUCCACACCAGUAAGGGAGACACUCAGAAUGCUGCGAGAUCUGAGGCAGAAUUGUGCUGAGUUGGGAAUACCACUGAAAUAAAAAACUACAUGAAUUGAAAAAACAUGCCAUCAACACCAGAAAUCACUGGGAGGAACCACCCUUUUUCGAGCAUUUCCAACCAGCUCAAGACAGACAUCCUAAAAAAACUCAACACCGGGUGGAUGUUCAUCACUAAACGUAUUACAAAGAGACUUCAUUUGUAUUUAUUUUAUAUAUAAAUAUAUUUAACAGAGUACAAACAUUCUAUAGAUGCAGUGGUACCCAACAGUAUUUUAGAUUAAAUUUACCAACCUAAAUUCAUAUUUCACACUACCUGGCUUAAUUUUGCCAUUCUGAAAAUGAGAAAGUAAUAUUGUUUGGAAAAUUAUUAGCCCUGCAGGACCACAGUGUUGCAAUACAGCCAAUGCAGUUGCAAGCAGCAGAAAACUAAGCCAAAAUAAUGCAGUUGCCUACAGUAUAUACAGUAUACAGUGGUCAUAAGCAAGAAGGGACUGAACUGCACAUGAAUUUGCACACUGAAAAUCUGCUAAACUUAUUCCUGCGAAAUACGAACCAGGCCAUUCUACACAUUAUCAAAAAGACUUCAAAACACAUUCUAAUUAACAAGGAUCAAGAAAUCAGUUGGGUUCCACUGUAAAUAUACGAAAUACCCUUUUUAUUUUUAAUAGAUAUACUGUAUAGUACAGUAAGAGGAGACAGGCCUGGGAUUCUGUUAGCUAAAGAACAAAUGGAACGGAACCCAACCUAACGACUGAACGACUUGGAGGAUAUCACAAUCAGGAGUUUUCCCAUCUUAAUUGCUGAACUGCUCUACAGAUCUUAAUUGUUCAAUCUCGAAAUGGUCCCUUGCCUCACAGUGCUUUCAUUCUGUACUCCUUCAUUCUGAGUUGGAUGCGACCAUGUCAUUUCUGAGCGGCAGAGAGAUGGGACACACCAAGGACUGUGGUCUAGGAGAAGCAGUCUACAAGGCAGAGCACAGCUACAUCCUGGGUUUAUUUCUGCACCACACACCUGCUUAAAACGCGUGUGUGUGUGUGUGUGUGUGUGUGUGUGGGGGGGGGGGGGGUGCUGAACUUUGCCUUUUAAAAAAUGUCACUCCCUGAAAGAAAAUGGACUUCUCAGAAAAACGAACAGACAAAAAGAACUACAAUCAAGAACUGACAGGCGGGACUUCGUGCUUCAUGAGGCUUGCUUUCUUUCAGGCACAUUAUUGUCUCAGAGAGAGUGGCAGAAAUGUCACACUGAGAUAAGCGCGGGAAGACUUCGCGGAGCGCGGGGCUGCAGCAGGAGCCCUGCCCCCGCAGCGGAGCAGAUGGCCGCCUUGUGACCAUUUUUUGUUCAGCACCCCAAUCUCUGCUCUGGCCCCUGCCUCCUGCUGCCUAGCAAGCACUUAGAACAUCAUUUCAAAUGUUCAGCUGCUGAGACUGCAGCAGCCUGGGCUCUGGGAGCCGCAGAUUAAAGCGCUGGAGAAAAUAUUACAAGCACUUCCACUUACCACACAUCAAACACGGCUGCACUCACCGGAGGACAGGGAUGGCACGGACGACCAUGCCAUUGACUCGAGUGCACAAAGGGAUGGGGAAAAAAAACUGCUUUUCCUGAAAUUCUAGCUCUUGUAUUCUGUUAUUCACCAUGUCUUCUUGAAGUCCAUGCUUUCUGGUGUACUUCUUGCGACCUGUGACCGUUCUGAGAUUAAGAGAUGUCUGAAGUCAAGCCGAGCGAAAGGAGAGGUGGAGAUGUUGAGGUUGGUGGGGGCGGUGGGGAGCAAUCAAUCUGUGAACCUGCCAGCAUCAGUCAGUCAAACAAAAGGCUGUGCUCCAUUAGAAUGGCAUACGGGAUUUAUUGGCCAAUCAAGACAGACAGGCAAGGAUGCAUCACCCAAUCAGAAUUGCUCAUCAGGAUCUGCCAGAGUAGCUAUAACCUGGUAAGGGAUUCCUGUUUUCUAAGGUGCUUCAGGUGAUGAAGUGUCCCUCCUUUCCUCCGAGUUUUGUAAAUGAAGUGGUCUAUUGUGUCUUCUAGUUUCAAAAACAUCUCUCCCCCACCCCACCAGGUUUUUUACCCACACCUGUACAUAUGCCAUUCUGGAUUUCCUACUUGAGUGUACUUCUCUUCUUUCAAUGAUUUAGAUGAUGAUUGUGUGUUAAAUUCUAUUUUGAGCUAUUAUUAAAACAUUUUGGACUGAAA
Messenger RNA from Lepisosteus oculatus (spotted gar), 5412 nucleotides. It is a transcript of the gene lrrn2, whose product is annotated as leucine rich repeat neuronal 2. Gene Ontology annotation, molecular function: protein binding. The record is from RefSeq and is a predicted model, not a curated record. Gene Ontology annotation, cellular component: extracellular matrix. Lineage: Eukaryota; Metazoa; Chordata; Actinopteri; Semionotiformes; Lepisosteidae.